Messenger RNA from Schizophyllum commune H4-8, 1188 nucleotides. RefSeq names its product carbohydrate esterase family 4 protein. Gene Ontology annotation, biological process: carbohydrate metabolic process. The record is from RefSeq and is a predicted model, not a curated record. The transcript is spliced from 9 exons. The coding region runs from base 89 to 847 and encodes 252 amino acids. Gene Ontology annotation, molecular function: hydrolase activity, acting on carbon-nitrogen (but not peptide) bonds. NCBI's taxonomy places the organism in Eukaryota, Fungi, Basidiomycota, Agaricomycetes, Agaricales, Schizophyllaceae.
UUUCCCCGCCCCCCUUCCUACCCCCACAUAAUUUGUCUGCCCCACACACGAUUAAUCUACUACCCCGUCCUAAUCCGCAUUAUUCACAAUGAUCUCCUGGGCCAUCCUCUCCUCUGCUCUCGCCUUCCUCGCGGUCGCGUCUCCGGUCCCGGAGUCGGACCUGCAGCCUCGCGCUCGCGCGCACGUUUACAGCAGUUGCUCAGUCCCGGACACGGUUGCUCUGACUUUUGAUGACGGCCCCUACGAUUACAUUUACGACAUCUCCGGCAAGCUCCUCGAGAAGGGCGCCAAGGGCACCUUCUUCUUCAACGGGAACAACUACGAGUGCAUCUACUCCGACGAGAACAUUGCUCGCAUCCGCUACGUUUACGAGUCGGGUCAUCAAGUCGCUUCGCACACCUGGAGCCACCCGCAUCUGAACCAGCUUUCAUGGGAUCAAGUCCACGAUGAGAUGUGGCGCGUCGAACAGGCCCUGCAGCGGAUUGUCGGCGUCACGCCCGCCUUCAUGCGUCCUCCCUACGGUGAAUACAACGACAACGUCCGCGAAGUUGCUCGCGCCCGCGGCCAGAGUCUCGCGACCUGGGACUUCGAUUCCGGCGACUCUGUCGGCGUCUCCGCUAGCGACAGCAUCCAGCGCUACCGCGACAUCGCCAACCAGCGUCCGAGCAACAUCCUGGCCUUGAACCACGAAGUCUACGCAUCCACUGUCUGGGAGGUUCUCUCCGAGGCCAUCGACAUCCUCCAGGCUAAGGGCUACCGCCUCGUCACCCUCGCCGAGUGCCUCGGCAAGGAGCCCUACCAGAAUGUCGGCCAGCGCGGCCAGAAGGAUGGUUCCUGGCAGUGCUGAGCGGCCCUUUGGCCAACUGUGGAUCCAAGUGCAACCAGGCACAUGACCAGUCAGCUGAUCAUGACGGACUAUCGUAUUUCGAAUUUCUUUACCGCUCCCGGACCGCAUCUCCUCACCCCAUCAUGAUACGCUCCGUGGUUCGGCUUUCGCUUUGUACCUCCUCCUUACCGAGGCAGCGACACCCUUACCCUGCUUGGCUUCGGUUCUGCUCGGACGAUUAACUCAUUGACAUUGACAUUCUACGCGUACUCAAUGUACUUCACGGACACUAAUUCGACGCUGAACUUUAUUCCAUCCCAUCCCAAUCCUUGGCGCUUUGAAUAAGGAUCGCAGUGAAACCC